Molecule: messenger RNA, 2613 nt
Organism: Verruconis gallopava
Lineage: Eukaryota; Fungi; Ascomycota; Dothideomycetes; Venturiales; Sympoventuriaceae
Exons: 1
Coding region: 728-2320 (530 amino acids)
Source: RefSeq, a predicted model, not a curated record
GUCUGCCCGUUCUCCUUCCCGGAAAGUUGCACGUACACGUAUUUACAUACAUACAUACGUGUGUGCAUUCGUCUCUAUGUGUGUGCAUGUCCACCUUCGCGCGCAUACAUAGACUCCGCACUCCCUCCAGCCCCGUUCGGCCUCUUUGCCCACCGGCUGCGCUGCUUCUUCUGCUCCUCGUACUGCGACGACCAUCCAUAGACGCUCGGCCUCCUCUCGGUUGGCCAUCGGAGCCGCACAAGCGUCACCCGGGCCUCGGAACAGAUGGACGCAGCGAUCCAGCUCGCCAUGCUCUGAGCACGCCGAUUCUGCGUCUCGCUUCUGCUGCUUGCUGGAUUUUGCAUACUCCUCUCAGCCUCGCCGCAUCCGCACCGGACUCUACUUGCUUUCUCUUUCUCUAUCUCUCUGUCCGCUCUUCCUUCAGGUGCACAGUGGCCACCGCCUCGACGGUUCCACCAUCCUGAUACUGCGCGUCCCACCGGGUACGUCCCAUUCGCCGGAGAAAAGAGGUCUCGCUGCACGGCAGCGGCUACGUUCAGAACCCACACGGACGUACGCUCAUUCUCGGGCACAUUGUGGAGGCGUGCGUGCGCGCGUGAGCGGGAGCUGUUGAGAGCGCGCACAAAAAAAACCCGCAGCCGAGCCCGUAUCCUCGGGCGGACCGACGCUCCUCCCCGCCGCCGUCUGCACAGUCGCAAAUCUGUUUCCGUUUUGUUUUUCCCCAAUCAUGGCCGCCAUGGCCGAUCGCCGGCCCACGCAGCCUGGCGACACCUCCAUCUCAGCGUCCGGCAAAGCGCAGACCUGGGGCUACCACAACGCUUUCUCGACUCAUGCCACGCCUGCGCCGGAUGCGAGUCCUCCUUGCUAUGAGGCGGCCGUGGCGCGAUCGCCCGUCGCCGCCGCCUGCGCCGACGGCUCCGAGACGCUGCCCGCCUACUCGUGCGGCGUCCACUUCGAAGGCUUUCUGGACAUGCGCACCGAGCUGUCCAGCCCAUUUCUGAUCUCUCUCGACAACGACUGGCACCGCGUCCACGUCGAGCUGCGCGGUACGCAGCUGCACGUGCAUCGAAUCAAGCGAGCCAUGUUCAGAUCACGUGCCGACAAGCCCGGCCGCCUCCUGCGCACAUAUUCGCUGCAACACGCCGAAGUGGGCAUCGCCGUCGACUGGGUCAAAGGCGACCUGGUGCCGAAGGCGACGUUCGCCCGAAUGCUGCCCAGGCACGCGCAGCACCGCCUGUACGAAACCGACCCGGACCUGUUCGAGCCUGUGCGCGAGUUUGUCUUCCGACUGCGCGUCGAGGAGCAGCAGCUGCUCUUCUGCGCCUCGACCCAUGUCGCCAUGCUUGACUGGGUCGAGCAGCUAUGCAUCGCCAUCGACAUUGCCCCGCCGCUCGACGACCGUCACGAGCCGCGCUACCGCAGCUUGCCCCGCCGCACGCGCCGCCAGCGCCAGAUCGAGUCCGCCGCCCAGGCCGGUCCGGACGGGCCCAGUCGCGACGAGCUCGAGCGCCGCUUCAUCGCCGAGCAGGAGUCGAUCUUCCGCCGCAUGUACCCGAACCUGGCGGCUUCGCGGUCCGACGAGCACGUGCGUGUGGAUGACGACGCGCCAAUGACCAGAACCACUACUGCCGUCACCGCGAGCGACCGUGCCGAGACGGAGCGUGAUGCCGGCGGCCCAGAGCCGGACAACAACGAGUUUGACCGUGAGGACGCGCUGGGAGAGCCCGCUGACGGGGCGAGCUCCGGCCAAGCGGACUCCCGCGCACGCUCGGACGGCGACGACGGCGAGGACGAAACCGGCGGAUACGACCCCAAGACGGCACCGCCACGACCGCCCAUGUCGCAGGGGGCCCUGUGCCGCUUCCGCCGGCGCUGCGCUCCUAUCCUGUUGGCAUCGUCGCCGCGCGCCUCGCACAUUCUCUUUGUCAACGGCGGCCGCUACCAGAUUGACGCGCGCCGCUGCCAACUGGUGCCGUUCGUCAUGCGUCCGCCGCGCUACGACGCCCAUGCUGCUCCUGCCGCCGGUCAAACGCCUCGUCCUGUGCUCGAGCGCGGCGUCACCGCCUCCAGCCACUGGAGCAGCCGCAGCGCCGACGUCGAACCCGACUACGCCGCAGAGGCGUCCAGCGUCCACUCGACCAACAGCGCCCACGACGAGCUGCGCCGCGUCGACACCGCCGCGUCAGCCGUCGGCCAGAAGCUCGCCUCCAUGGCCAAGGCCAGGGCCUUCCUCACCGCAAAGAUGUCCGUCACGCCGCUGCGCCCCCUCCCCCGCGGUCUCGACGGCGACAUCAUCGCAAUCGCCCCUGUGCUUGUCUAGGCGGCUUGCACUGGCAAGGGACAGAGGCCGUGGUCGGUAAGGGGCAAGGUCGCGUCAAUCACGCUCCUCUGAAGAAAUUUCUUUUUUUACCAACCCCUCAUACCCUAAAUCUUUCUUGUUUGGUUCUCAUUGAUCGGGGGGUUCUUUCUUGUUUUCUGCGCUAGCGUCAUCCAUCGUCCAUCGUCGUCAUCAUCGUCAUCACGGAUUGCUUCGACCCGUCGCAUCAAAUACCCAAAUCUGUAUUUUUUUUUCUUUCUAUGUCGUCCUCUCUCUCUCUCUCUCUCUCUCUCUCU